AUGAAGAAUACCACAUUCGACUUCCUACGAGCAACGAUGGCCCCCAAGAAGAACAAGAGAACCGCCGACUCCAUCAACUCGCGCCUGGCGCUUGUGAUGAAGUCCGGUAAGGUCACCCUCGGCUACAAGUCUACCCUCAAGAGCCUGCGCACCGGAAAGGCCAAGCUCGUCAUUAUUGCCGGAAACACCCCUCCUCUGAGGAAGUCUGAGCUCGAGUACUACGCCAUGUUGUCCAAGACCUCCGUCCACCACUUCUCCGGCAACAACAUUGAGUUGGGCACUGCUUGCGGUAAGCUCUUCCGCUGCUCCGUCAUGUCCAUCCUCGAUGCCGGUGACUCCGACAUCCUGUCCCAGAACACCGAGAACUAG
Molecule: messenger RNA, 369 nt
Organism: Alternaria triticimaculans
Lineage: Eukaryota; Fungi; Ascomycota; Dothideomycetes; Pleosporales; Pleosporaceae
Gene: RPL30
Product: 60S ribosomal protein L30
Exons: 5
Coding region: 1-369 (122 amino acids)
Cellular component (GO): cytosolic large ribosomal subunit
Molecular function (GO): RNA binding; structural constituent of ribosome
Source: RefSeq, a predicted model, not a curated record